GCCAUAAAAAAGUAUCGGAGAAAUUUUGUUACGAAAAUUAUCCAGUCACCUUGGUACAUACAUAUAUGGAAAACAUAUUUCAUGCGUGAAGGUAUUACAGGGAUAUCAUAAUAUCCUCGGUGAUUAAACGAGAUAAUCUUUCAAUAAAAAAAUAACAGAAUCUUUGAGAUAUUUGAACUUCUUAUUUAAUUAUUUUCUAUUCUUAAAGAUUCCUAAGUACAUAUUUUUUCAAAUUUGUAUAAUGUAAUAUAAAAAAUGAUAUAGAAAUAACUUUAAUAUACAUCAGUAAUAAAUUUUAAUUUUCUAUUUUUCCUUAAAAACACUCAAAACUUAAUUUAUAAAUGGUAGCAUAGUGGUCAGAUAAUAAUACCGAUAAAGUGUUUCAGUUACAUUUAAACAAGAUUAUGGGAAUCAACUUAUAUUUACCGGUGCUUGAUAUUUACUCUACAUACAGAUAAUGUUACGUAAUGGAAAUAUUGUCGAUAGCGAGGAGCAAAAGUAAAAAAUUACAAAAGGGAAUGAUUCUUUACAUCUAUGUUAUUAUAUUCAUUGAUAGCAUCGUAAAAUACGGUUAAUAAAGAAUAUUGAGUUGUUUUAUCGAUAUGAUAGAAUUAAAGGGAAGAGCUGUACGAUAAAUAACUUUUGACGUUUUAAAUAUUGUACGUGGCUGGAUUGAAACAUUUGCGUCACCUCUUAGAAAUAGAUGAUAACGGAAAUUGGUAUACGCAAAUAACAUAUACGCGAUUAUAAAUAGUUAUAGUUAAAAUUAUUCCUUUUGACAUAUAUGAGUAAUAAUAUGUACAUACAUAUACAUAUGCACGUUCGUACGUUAUCAGUGACGUUUUACGACAUCCGUCUUUAAUUAGAACUUCGAAAUCAAGUAGCAGUUCAUGAACAAAUUAGAUGUCAAAUCGUAAUAUUUCAUCGAUUCUCUUAAAUCAGUUAUAGAUAAAAAUUACACAACUAAUAAUCAAAAUUUUAAGCAAUGAAGAUAUAUAUUUUAAAGUAGCCAGUCAGUUGCAAAUAUGUAUACAUAGAAUCAUAUAAUCGUACAAUAAAAUUAUUUAUUAAAAAUCAAAGUUAAUUAGAUAUAUUAUUAUAAAAGAAAAAAUAUGUAGAUAGGAAAUUAUAUGAAGCAUGUUAGAAAAAUGGGAAAAAUUAUUAUAGGAAAUCUGCAAUUUAUUGCUAUUAUAAGUUAGUACAAUAAUAUUUUUCAUUUUUCAUAGAUAAAAGAUAUAUUUUUAUACAUUAAUUUAGCUUAUGUAAAACAGUGAGUUUUAUACUCAUAUAAAAAUCACCAAGGUUUAUUAACAAUGAUUCGUUUUAAUUAUUGAUUAAAAAUAUAGGACGCUAAAUAAUCAAAUUUUAAGGUUAAAAACAUGUUAAGUCAUUUGUUUGAUCUAAAAUAAUAUAAUAUAGAAUGAUAAAUAAUUUACAUUGAUUAAAACAUAGUUACAUAAUUUGAUUGCCCUUUUUAUUUGAUGUAGAUUCAUGUUGUUUUAUAAAGAAUAAAUUUAAUACAUGUAUAUAUAACAUACAGGUAUGUAAUGAGUAAUGACUGGCAAUGAUAACAAAAGGCCAAUCAUUCCAUGUCGUUACGCGGGAAGUUGCAAACAUUAUUGGUCGGUUGAAAUUCAUCACGUGAUCCUUUAGACUGUUGCAGAUAAAAGAUAAUAAAGUGGGUCGUGAAUCGUACAUUUGCGUGAAAAGUGAUUUUACAAGUAUCAAUGGAAUUUUCGUAAUUUGAACAUUGAAUGAGUCAUUGCUUACAUUACAAAGUAUAUAUUCAACUAGUGUCAUAAGAAAACUAUACUGUUCUGUCAACAAAUCGACAAAUGAGAAAGUAAUAUGGCGGACACUGCGCAUUUGAAUGGAUUAGAAUCAUGCUUUCAAAGGGGAAAUCUUACUUUAAAAGUACCUAUGUCCCUUUUUGAAAACAAUCGGAAAAGAUUAGUCGAACGCAUUAACUCAAAUACAAAAGUACCAACUACAGGCACUUUUAUUAUUCUCGAAGGAGGAGUUGAGAUUCCGUUUAAUGAUACUGAUAUAUGCUGGCCAUUCAGACAGGAGUCAUUUUUUCAAUGGUGUUUCGCUGUUGAAGAGCCAGGAUGUUAUGGUGCCCUUGAUUUAGCAACAGGAACGUCCAUUUUAUUUAUGCCACGAUUACCGCCUGAAUAUGCAAUUUGGGAAGGAAAAUUACAUAGUUUGGAUGAUUUUAAAAAACGAUAUGCAGUAGACGAAACUUAUUAUACCGAUGAGAUAGCUAAAGUUUUGAAAUCAAAACAAGCAAAUCUUCUUCUCACUUUAAAUGGUCAAAAUAGUGAUAGUGGCUUGCAAGCAAAAGAGGCAACUUUUGAUGGCAUUAGUCAGUUCAAAGUUGACAAUAAAAUUUUAUAUCCUGAAAUAUGUGAAUGUCGAGUCAUAAAAUCUCCACAAGAAAUUAAGGUACUGGAAUAUGUGAUUAAAGUUAGCUCAGAUGCUCACAAAUCUAUUAUGCAAAUGGUGAAACCAGGAUUUGCAGAAUUUCAAGCAGAAGCAGCUUUUAUGCAUUAUGUAUACUCCAUAGGAGGUUGUAGGCAUGUGUCUUAUACUUGUAUUUGUGGAUCUGGACAUAAUGCAUCUAUAUUACAUUAUGGACAUGCUGGUGCUCCCAAUAAUAAAGUUAUAAAUAAUGGUGAUAUGUGCCUUUUUGACAUGGGUGGAAACUACUGUGGAUAUGCAGCUGAUAUUACAUGUAGUUUUCCAGUUAAUGGAAAAUUUACAGAAGACCAAAAAAUGAUCUAUAAUGCAGUGUUGGCUGCUCGUGAUGCAGUGAUGGAUGCUGCAAAGCCUAAUGUUCUUUGGACAGAUAUGCAUCUUUUAGCAAAUAAAACUAUGUUAAUUUCAUUAAAAACCGGUGGUUUAUUAGUAGGCGAUGUUGAUGAAAUGAUGAAAGCAGGAUUGCACGAAGUUUUUCAGCCUCAUGGGCUUGGACACCUUAUGGGAUUAGAUGUUCAUGAUGUUGGUGGAUAUCUUCCAGGACAUCCUGAACGUUCAUCAGCUCCAGGCUUAAGAAAAUUGAGAACCAGUCGUGUUUUACUAGCUGGUAUGGUUUUGACAAUCGAGCCAGGUUGCUAUUUUAUUGAUUGCUUAUUAGAUGCAGCACUGAAAAAUCCAAAUCAAUCAAAAUUCAUCGUUGCUGAAGAAUUGAAAAGAUUCCGUGGUUGGGGUGGAGUUAGAAUCGAAGAUGAUGUUCUUAUAACGGAAACAGGCGUAAGAAAUUUAACGGAUGUGCCACGCACCGUGGAAGAAAUAGAAGAAUGGAUGGCCGCUAGAAAAGAAUGAAGUUGAUUACAUAUGAGAAAACAAUGAAUACAUCGUAUAAAAUAUGCGAUUGUAUAACGAAGAAUUUCGUGCGAAGAAACGCUAUUUACAUAUUCUGUUCCUUAUGAUAUAAGAACAAUUGUGAUACGUCAUAUAACGUCAUAAAAUAUUUUUACACGCGUUUCUUAUAGCGCAUAUAAUGCAAUAUUUAGCAUCACACAGGUUUAAGUCAUGCCUUUAUAAAUUGUAUAUAAAGAGAAACAAAUAAAACAAUAUUCUUUAUUA
Bombus huntii is the source of this 3588-nucleotide messenger RNA. It is a transcript of the gene Dip-C, whose product is annotated as xaa-Pro dipeptidase. The coding region runs from base 1849 to 3324 and encodes 491 amino acids. Gene Ontology annotation, biological process: regulation of mitochondrial mRNA stability. Lineage: Eukaryota; Metazoa; Arthropoda; Insecta; Hymenoptera; Apidae. The record is from RefSeq and is a predicted model, not a curated record. The transcript is spliced from 9 exons. Gene Ontology annotation, molecular function: metalloaminopeptidase activity; manganese ion binding.